Messenger RNA from Falco peregrinus (peregrine falcon), 619 nucleotides. Its product is annotated as thioredoxin. Lineage: Eukaryota; Metazoa; Chordata; Aves; Falconiformes; Falconidae. Gene Ontology annotation, molecular function: protein-disulfide reductase activity. The record is from RefSeq and is a predicted model, not a curated record. The transcript has 5 exons. Bases 158 to 475 code for a protein of 105 amino acids.
AGGCGGCUAGAAGGGGCGGAGGGCAGCGCGAGCGGAGCGCAGCAGAGCAGAGCAAGAGCGGCGCAGGGACAAGGGCCUCGGCCGCCUUCUUGCCGUUUCGCCGCCGACCCCGAGCCGUCGCCCCGCCGACCCUCCUCCCCAGCUCCGAGCCGUCGCCAUGGUGAAGACCGUGGGCAGCCUGGUUCAGUUUGAGGAAGAACUGAAAUCUGCUGGUGACAAGCUUAUAGUAGUUGAUUUCUCAGCCACAUGGUGUGGACCAUGCAAAAUGAUCAAGCCCUUUUUCCAUAGUUUGUCUGACAAGUAUAGUGAUGUGGUGUUCAUUGAAAUUGAUGUGGACGAUGCCCAGGAUGUUGCUGCACACUGUGAUGUGAAGUGCAUGCCGACGUUCCAGUUCUACAAGAGUGGGAAGAAGGUGCAGGAGUUCUCUGGGGCCAAUAAAGAAAAGCUGGAAGACACCAUUAAAAAUCUAGUCUAAUCUACAGCUGUGGAGACAUUGAAGCAUGAUUGCUUUGGCCUGUGACUUUUCUACUUAAAAGAUCUAAACAAGGUAGCUAGGUUAAGUGGUGGAAACUAUCCUCUUGAUCUAUGUAAAUGAGUACAAUAAAGUGUAAGUUCUUCA